UUUGUUGGGGUUCGUGUUGCUUAUUAUUUUAGUUUUCUAUGCUGUGUCAUUUAUACUAUUGUUUGUCUGUUUGGUUUUUGUUUCAUUGUUAGCCAUGGUGUUGUCAGCUUAUUUUCGAUCUAUGGGUUUAACUGUCCCUUCGGUAUCUUUCGUCCUUCUUUUAUCAUAUGAUUUUGCCAUUGGAUUUGGGACUUGUCGUUUUGAAUUUCCUCCGAGUUCAGUAUUUUGUGUAAUUGUACUUUGUAUCUGUAUCAUAGUUAUUUUUAACUUUCAACAAACACACUAUACGUGUAUUUUUAUGGAUAUCUUUGAUAAUACGAUAUUUUGUAUUUACAUAUCGACGUAGUAAAGGGAAAUAUUUCAACGUACCAUGUAGACCAAAGGUACAGGCGGAUGUAUACAAUUUUAUUUUAACUACGAUCCAAGAGAGCAAAUUAUUGAAAAUGUCGGCUGCUGAAUUGGCCAUGAUGUUGAUAGUAUCAGUCCGUAUUUGCCAUGGACAAAACCCAUUGACAUAUACAUUUCCAACUGAUUCGUGUGUCACUGCUCCGUAUCUUGUUGAUGAAAACACCAUGAUUAUCAUGAAGUUUGAAGGUGAUUUUGGCGGUCAGGAAUGUAGAAAAAUGUCAUUCACAACUCCAAAAUCUGCUUUCUACUCAUAUACAAUGUCUAUAAAAGAACUUUACUAUAGUAGCCAAAAUUGUGAAAGUACAGUUUACUUCAAAAGGCGUGGUUCUGACAACAGCUAUGCUUAUAAUAAUCAGAUAUCAGGAGAUGGCUGUCCAGGAAACACAUACAUGUUAUAUGGCAAUUACAGAAUGUUUUACGAAUGUGUAGACCAUGCUAGUCAUGUUGUAUUUGAGCUGACAAAAACGCAGGAAGUAUUUCCAGAUAAAGUAAAUGACACUUUUGAGUUUCAAAUUGAGUCGAAAUGGCACUAUAAUUAUGGCUUGAUUGGUGGUGUCGUUGGGAUGUGUGUCCUCACAGCGGUGGGAACCUAUGUGUGCAUCAACUGUCGCCGACGGAAGCGACUAACAGGGAGAUACUGCUGCGCAUGUCCAACAUACAGAUCCAAAUACUCUAAGUUAAUGAUAGAAGGAUUAGCCCAAGGUUUCUCAGCUGAAUGUGCUGUAGCUGGUAUAUUGUUGUGUUCCUGCGUACUAUGUAGAAGACAAACACGUAAUGGACAAGAGGAAGAACGAUGUGAAAAAGUAAUUAUGGAAACUGAUUACUCCUCGUCUGAUGCAGAGAAUAAAUGGGAAUCCGUGACUGUGACGUGACUCAGCUCCACUUCUUCAGUAUGACAGUUAAAAUGGCUGACAUCUCAAGAUCAAGACAAGAAACAUAAAAUGCUUUCAA
Mytilus trossulus (common blue mussel) is the source of this 1359-nucleotide messenger RNA. RefSeq lists its product as uncharacterized. The record is from RefSeq and is a predicted model, not a curated record. NCBI's taxonomy places the organism in Eukaryota, Metazoa, Mollusca, Bivalvia, Mytilida, Mytilidae. The transcript is spliced from 7 exons. Bases 444 to 1280 code for a protein of 278 amino acids.